Amoebophrya sp. A25 is the source of this 772-nucleotide messenger RNA. The record is from the annotation of a GenBank genome assembly. NCBI's taxonomy places the organism in Eukaryota, Dinophyceae, Syndiniales, Amoebophryaceae.
UGCGAGAAUACCGCUUGUUUUUAUGGCUUGGAUGCGUUCUGCGUCGUAGUCUUUUUCUUUCCCUUUGUUUCAUCUUUCUUUGUGACAAAUUGCGUGCUAUAUGUUGCGCUUCGGCCGCGUUGUCGUAGUCAUAUCUAGCGGCUCGAUUUUUGAGUCUUCCCCUUCUAAUUUCUCUGGGGGAUAUCUUCGAUGCGAACGCAGUCGAGUGGCAGGUCAUCCUGAAGAUGGGCCGCCUUUUGGGACUUGAGGGGUCUCUUAGCGUCCUCCAUACGAAGGAAAAACUGUCCAGCGUCGAACGCGAACGUCUCGAAGUAUUGGAAGACCAGGUAGACGACUUGCGGGAGGAGUUACAGCUAGAACACAGUCGAGCUGUUUUCGAAGUUUUUCCUCUUCGCGCUGACCUUGUGCGGAACUACAGGAACCUCAUCGGUGCCCAUGUGCCGUUUCUGUCGAGGGCGGAGCCUGGUCUAAUCGUAGCGCCUGGAGAUAUAAAAGUGAACAAAGUGCUGGGCAACAAUUAAGGCCGAGGAAAGUUUUAUUUUUCAUUUUCGGCCAUGAUAGAUUCUUACUAACUUACUUAGACUUGAGCUUUUCCUUUUCUUUCAUCUCCCUCCGAGUUUAUUACUCUGCUUGUUGAUCUUGAGCUUGAUUAUGGAAGAAUGAAGAGCCAAAUGCCUCCCCCUCCUCUCAACCUCUAAGAAAUGCUAUGGGCGAUCGAACCAACUAAAGGCGUCUACAUUCAGGACCUGCAAGGUGAGGGAAUAAUGCAGGU